Molecule: messenger RNA, 1929 nt
Organism: Juglans microcarpa x Juglans regia
Lineage: Eukaryota; Viridiplantae; Streptophyta; Magnoliopsida; Fagales; Juglandaceae
Product: NADH dehydrogenase [ubiquinone] flavoprotein 1, mitochondrial
Exons: 4
Coding region: 150-1703 (517 amino acids)
Biological process (GO): mitochondrial electron transport, NADH to ubiquinone
Molecular function (GO): NADH dehydrogenase (ubiquinone) activity; NAD binding; 4 iron, 4 sulfur cluster binding
Source: RefSeq, a predicted model, not a curated record
AAUUUCUCCAGCUGUCAGUUCUAUCAUUCUUUCUUUCUUUCAUCUUUUUUUUAAUCAUCACAUUGUGUUUGCAAGAGACGGUUUGGUUGGUGUGAAGUGGAGGGGAUGCUCUUUGCUUUCAAUUGACGAAGAAACUGACAGUAAUCAUAAUGUUUCAGAGUAUCAAAGCAAGCAGGUUGAGGAGGUUUCCUGUGUACUCUGGAAUCUAUAGAACUUCAAUUAGGUGUUCUUCUGACUUAAUGGAGGCACCCAUCAAGGGCAUUCUUUCUCUGCGAAGGACAGCUUUGGCUUGGCAUCAGAGCUAUGCGAGGAGCCUAGGCUUUAGGACAUUCAGCAAUCAGGGUGCAACAACUGCUAAUACUCCACAGCCUCCACCACCUCCCCCACCUCCAGAGAAAACCCAUUUUGGUGGUUUGAAGGAUGAAGACCGGAUUUUCACUAACUUAUAUGGGUUGCAUGACCCUUUUCUAAAAGGUGCCAUGAAACGAGGUGACUGGUACAGAACCAAAGACUUAGUUCUCAAGGGUGCUGAUUGGAUUGUUAAUGAGAUGAAGAAGUCUGGCCUCCGUGGACGUGGUGGUGCUGGGUUUCCAUCUGGCCUUAAGUGGUCUUUCAUGCCAAAAGUAUCUGAUGGCCGACCUUCCUAUUUAGUUGUCAAUGCCGAUGAAAGUGAACCUGGUACCUGUAAAGACAGGGAAAUCAUGCGUCAUGAUCCACACAAACUAUUGGAGGGUUGCCUUAUUGCUGGGGUAGGGAUGAGGGCUAGUGCUGCUUAUAUCUAUAUCAGAGGUGAAUACGUGAAUGAACGAAUAAACCUUGAAAGGGCCAGAAAGGAAGCCUAUGAAGCUGGAUUAUUGGGCAAGAAUGCAUGUGGAUCUGGUUAUGAUUUUGAUCUUCAUAUCCACUAUGGGGCCGGUGCUUAUAUUUGUGGAGAAGAAACGGCACUUUUGGAGAGUCUUGAAGGAAAACAAGGGAAGCCAAGAUUGAAGCCACCUUUUCCAGCUAAUGCUGGGUUAUAUGGCUGCCCUACCACUGUGACAAAUGUGGAAACAGUGGCUGUUUCUCCUACCAUUUUAAGGCGUGGCCCCGAGUGGUUUGCCAGUUUUGGUAGGAAGAAUAAUUCGGGGACAAAAUUGUAUUGCAUAUCUGGACACGUGAACAAGCCUUGCACUGUUGAAGAGGAGAUGAGUAUACCAUUGAAAGAGUUGAUAGAAAGGCACUGUGGAGGUGUUAGAGGUGGAUGGGACAAUUUACUUGCUGUAAUUCCUGGUGGUUCAUCUGUGCCACUGAUUCCCAAGCAUAUAUGUGAUGACGUGCUGAUGGAUUAUGAUGCACUCAAGGCUGUCCAGUCGGGACUUGGGACUGCAGCUAUGAUUGUGAUGGAUAAAUCAACUGAUGUUGUGGAUGCAAUUGCAAGGCUUUCUUAUUUCUACAAGCAUGAGAGCUGUGGGCAAUGCACACCUUGCAGGGAGGGGACAGGAUGGCUUUGGAUGAUUAUGGAAAGAUUGAAGGUUGGGAAUGCAAAACUGGAAGAAAUUGACAUGCUUCAGGAGGUGACCAAACAGAUUGAAGGGCACACUAUCUGUGCAUUGGGAGAUGCUGCUGCUUGGCCUGUGCAGGGUCUAAUUAGGCAUUUUAGGCCAGAGCUUGAGAGAAGGAUCAGGGAGCAUGCAGAUAGGGAGCUGCUGGAGGCUGCUGCUUAAGCUUUCUACUCAGGCGAAGUGCUUUACUGCUUGCUAUCAUCCAAUAAAAUGAAGAGUGUCCCCAGAUUUUGUGAAGAUAGGUUAUUCAGGCAUCUGGCUGUCCUUUUGGUGUUAUGUUUAUUCCUAAGCUAUACAAAAUGUGACUUCAUUCACUUUCAACGAGGAAACCAUGAUUCUUUCUGGAUGUGUCGGGAAGGCAUUAAGUGAUGCUAUGUGUUUCAUUUCA